Messenger RNA from Aaosphaeria arxii CBS 175.79, 1262 nucleotides. RefSeq names its product mitochondrial carrier. The transcript has 5 exons. The record is from RefSeq and is a predicted model, not a curated record. Gene Ontology annotation, biological process: mitochondrial L-ornithine transmembrane transport. The coding region runs from base 160 to 1077 and encodes 305 amino acids. NCBI's taxonomy places the organism in Eukaryota, Fungi, Ascomycota, Dothideomycetes, Pleosporales. Gene Ontology annotation, molecular function: L-ornithine transmembrane transporter activity.
CCCGCGAUUCGGCGCUGGCUCGCUCCCUGUGUUCGCGAUAAGAAACGAGCACCGCAGAAACAGAAACAGAAACACCAAAUAUCACCACAAAACCAGGUUAGGGAGACUUCAUAACCCGGGAAUCGGAUCACCAGUGAGCGAUUGGAUCGAUCGCCGGCCAUGUCGCUGGAUGUGCAUGAUGCGCUGGAGCUCCCAGACCAGGGAUUGAAGAGGACGCUGAAGGACUUGUUUGCUGGCGCUGUGGGGGGUGUUGCGCAGGUUCUACUUGGUCAACCUUUCGAUAUUGUCAAGGUCCGACUGCAGACUACAACGCAGUACUCGAACGCUCUCGAUGCCGCGACCAAGAUCUACAAGAAUGAGGGGCCGGCAGCUUUCUAUAAAGGAACGCUGACGCCACUGAUUGGAAUUGGAGCUUGUGUCUCUGUCCAAUUCGGGGCCUUCCACUACGCUCGCCGCGCCUUCGAAGCACGCAACACCGAGUUGCAUGACAACCAUCAUCUCUCCUAUGGGCAAUACUACGCAGCGGGAGCCUUCGCCGGUAUUGCCAACACGGUGCUCUCCUCGCCCAUCGAACACAUUCGCAUCAGGCUGCAGACACAACCCCACGGCGCCGCGCGCCUCUACAACGGACCCAUCGAUUGCAUGCGAAAGCUAUCCGCCCACGAAGGCGUCCUGCGGGGUCUCUACCGCGGCACGGCGGUUACUUAUCUGCGUGAAGCACAGGCGUACGGUGCGUGGUUCUUGGCCUUCGAGUACAUGAUGAACGCGGAUGCGAAGCGCAACAACAUCAAGCGCGAGGACAUCAGCACGCUGAAGAUUGCGAUGUACGGCGGGUUGGCGGGCGAGGCACUCUGGAUCACCAGCUACCCCUUCGACGUUGUGAAGAGCAAGAUGCAGAGCGACGGGUUCGGCGAGCAGAUGAAGUACAAGAGCAUGAGGGAUUGCUUUGCAAAGACAUGGGCGGCCGAGGGAGCAAGAGGUUUCUGGAAGGGUAUCGGACCCACGCUUUUGAGGGCCAUGCCAGUCAGUGCUGGCACGUUCGCUACUGUCGAAUUUACGAUGAGAUUGAUUAGCUAAGGAUAUGGGAUGUUCUACAUCCGCAUGCAUAUUUGCAUACCAAAAGGAAGAAUAAUCAGUGAGAACAAGGGACCACCAUGAAUACGAUCUCACAUCCACAUACCGUACGAUUGGUACUGGUGACUAUGUACGGGUAUUGUACUGCAUCAGCCGGGGCUCUCACCAAAUCACAUACAUAGACACGC